Molecule: messenger RNA, 877 nt
Organism: Meloidogyne enterolobii
Lineage: Eukaryota; Metazoa; Nematoda; Chromadorea; Rhabditida; Meloidogynidae
Source: the annotation of a GenBank genome assembly
UCAACAAUCUCUUUCUUCUAAAAUGAGUGCUGAGACAAUUCCUCUUGGUCAACUCUUGUCUCAAUAUCAAAAUGAAUUCUCGGCACGUUACUUCCAAACGAGAGACAAACUUCAUGCCCGUUCUCGUAAAUUCAAACAGACUGUGUUCGAAAAUAGUGUACUGUUGAAGGCAGCGGAGAGUAAUCCAGAAACUCGUUCAGCGAUUGGCGUUGUUCAGCCUGUCAAAGAUAUGACGAGCAUUUGUGUGGCAGACUUGUUUCUUGUGCAAUCCUUUUCUUGGCUGACAAUUGUCAUGUUUGCUUAUUGGAUCUCCUUUCAAUGCCUUUCUGGACUUCUACGACCUUUCAUCAAUAUCUUCAGCACUUCUGGGCAAGUUGCGCUCUUGGCUUGCUUGGGACCAAUUGUCACAUAUGGGAAAAUUAAGACGGGAAUUGAUUUGGAAAAUCGUUUUGUUUUGCUCUAUUAUGCUAUUGCCGAGGGAAUUAUGAUGGGGCAUUUGUUUCCAGAUUUGUACCUCAACAUGCCUUUGCCCUUCAUACUACCAGCAUCAAUUACCAUUGUAUCUUAUUCUUUCUCGCCUCGUGUGAGUACCCCUCGUCAUGUGUUUCUGUCAAUUUCGGUCGGAAUCGGUCUGGUUAUGAAUAUCUUGAUUGGAUGUAUGGUAUACCACGAAGGGAUUAAAAUUGUCUUUUUGUUGGCGUUAAUACUUGAUUCGUUGGGCACUUUGUUAUUCCUUCAAUAUUAUAUCAAUCAUUGUUUGAACGACCAGUUGGUGGCUUUGUAUUUCGAUUUGUUCUGUUGUGUGUUCAAAUACAUUGGAAUUCAUAUUCCUCUUCUAAUGGUGUUUGGAUAUAGAGAGAAUUCUUCGUUCAUUUGA